Messenger RNA from Tigriopus californicus, 1615 nucleotides. RefSeq names its product FMRFamide receptor-like. Gene Ontology annotation, biological process: G protein-coupled receptor signaling pathway. Gene Ontology annotation, molecular function: G protein-coupled receptor activity. The coding region runs from base 112 to 1398 and encodes 428 amino acids. The record is from RefSeq and is a predicted model, not a curated record. Gene Ontology annotation, cellular component: membrane. NCBI's taxonomy places the organism in Eukaryota, Metazoa, Arthropoda, Copepoda, Harpacticoida, Harpacticidae. The transcript has a single exon.
CAUUCUUCUUUGGUUCCACUGUGAACGAACAUGUGGUCCUUCUUGUCUGACGAGUCCACAUACUUCAAUGCUUGAUUUGUGUCCAAUCAAAAUACGGCACGACCGAUAGCCAUGGAUCCAAAUUCAUCCUUUUCAGAAAAGGAUUUGGAUUUGGAGUCUGCCAUAGCGGAGAACGAGAUGAACACCACAUUCAAUCAUACAGAGUUGAUCGUCCAAUAUUUUGUCCAACCCAUCUUCGAAAUCAUCGUUCAUGGCUUAUUGGUGACCAUCAUUGGCUGUGCCGGCAUUUUGGGCAAUAUCUCAUGCUUGAUUGUGCUCUUCAAGCCAUGCAUGAAAAAUAACAUCAAUUGUCUACUCAUCGGCUUGUGCUUUGUUGACAUGUCACUAAUCAUUUCGGCACUGAUUCUCUUCUCCACCCCAGCCAUUCAAAUCUAUCUGGAGGUGGACAGUGGCUCCAUUUGGAUCCAUUUCUAUCCUCUUGUCACUCCAAUCAUGUACCCCAUUGCCAUGAUUUCGCAAACGUCGUCCGUGUAUCUAACGAUGAUCAUCACAAUCGAGCGCUACCUCGUGGUGUGUUGGCCUCUGCGAUCCCGGUCGUUGUGCACCUAUGGCAGGGCUAAAAGAUGUGUCUUCAUGGUAUUCCUGUUCGCCAUCUUGUACAACUUGACUCGAUUCUUUGAGUUUUCUCAUAAAAAGACCUAUGACGAGGACGGCAACUACAUGUUCUCGUUGAUUGCGACCGAUCUACGAGAGAAUCAUAUGUACAUUAGCUUGUACAUGAACUGGUUGUACAUGAUUGUUAUGUACGCGUUCCCUUUCUUGGUCAUGUUCGUUUUGAACUGGAAGAUUGCGCGCGAAAUUCAAAAGGCCAAACAAGAACGGUUUCGCAUGAGCAAUUCGGAGAAGAAGGAGCAGAGCGUGGCCAUCAUGUUGAUGGUGGUGGUCACUAUCUUUAUGAUAUGCAAUGCUCCGGCCAUGGCUUCAAAUAUCGCAGAGCACCUUCGAUACGAUGCCCUGGAGCUCACUCAGAUCUCAAACUUCUUGGUGGUUCUCAAUUCGUCGGUGAACGUCAUGGUUUACCUCACAUUUGGCAUGAAGUUUCGCCGAGUGUUUUGCAAGGUCUUUUGUUGCAAGGAGGACACUCACGAAGAGAUUCGUGUAAGUUUUGGUCGGUCGGUCCGAGGAGCUCCACAUCGAGCCUCUUCACAAAUGAAGCGUGGUCCCCGUGAAGCUGGUUCCAUUGAAGUGGGACACGAGAAGACCUUGCCAGCACCUAAGCGCCAAUCUCCUAAGACAAUUUAUAAGUCACAUCUUACACUUACCAAAACCUUUUCUUUGGAAUCGGAAAAGAACUUUUCGUUGGGCUCUAGGGAACGAUUCGGAUCGGAUAUGCCCUAACGGCAAUCGAUGACAUGGUUUCGCUGGAGAUCUUUGAUGAUUGCACUAGGCAGUAAUAUGUACUGUAGUCUUCACAAAACCCUGCGCUAUCAAACUAUUUCAAUUCUGUUAUGGUAUGUUCUCAAGUGAAGUGUUAGUAAAAACUCGACCAUGACAUACUUAAGAAUCCGUACAAAUGUGUUUGUAAAUUGUAGUUUGCAAUGUUAUUCAAAGUGUG